CUCAUUCUAUACAAAUAGAUACACCAUCAAUGAACCCUACUACAAGUCACCCAUCACCACUACACCCCAACGCCUUCCGCUACCACCACAAAUCCAGACUUUUCUUUCAUGGCUUUGGUUAUAUCGCCCCCCAACCACCGUUCCCACACCUUCUCUGCUCUCACCCCCACCACCCCACGAACCCUGGUCGGUCCAAUUCUGAGACGCUGCAUUCUGAAAAGGAUCAAACUUUCCGUCACCUACACAACCUCUCUCCAAUCUAGAAUUAGAUAUGUGAUCAAAUGCCAGAGUUCUGAGGAUUCUCAAGCCCUGGUGCAGCGGUUAGACAAUGUAGCGAAUGCAAACUUGGGGUCAGCGGAGCAGGAGGGGGGUUUGGGGAAUAUCGUGGUGUCGAAUGAGGCGGUGCGGCGGCGAAGGAAGUGGAAUUCUUUGGAUGUGGGCACAGCCGGAGUUAUUUUGGCAAUGCAUUUUCUGAGUGUAUUCGCCCCUUUUGUGUUCAACUGGAGUGCCUUUUGGCUUGCCAUGGCCCUCUAUGCGGUGACUGGUCUAUUGGGUAUUACGCUGUCCUAUCAUAGGAACCUUUCCCACAAGAGUUUUAAGCUUCCCAAAUGGCUUGAGUACUCUUUCGCCUACUGUGGGGUUCAAGCACUUCAGGGGAAUCCCACUGACUGGGUUAGUACACACAGGUACCACCACCAGUUCUGUGAUUCUGAGAGAGAUCCACACACCCCCAUGAGAGGAUUUUGGCAUAGUCACAUGAAUUGGCUCUUUGACCACAAUUCUGUAACUGAGAAGUGUGGAAAACCAAAUAAUGUUGGGGACUUGGAGAAGCAACCCUUUUACCGGUUCAUUUCAAAGACUUACAUUCUUCAUCCAGUGGCUCUUGGAGCUUUGUUAUACGCAUUGGGUGGCUUUCCCUUCCUUGUGUGGGGAAUGGGGGUGAGGAUUGUAUGGGUUUACCACAUAACAUGGCUUGUGAACUCAGCUUGCCACGUCUGGGGAAACCAAGCAUGGAACACAGGCGAUCUCUCCAGGAACAACUGGUGGGUGGGAUUGCUUGCAUUCGGAGAGGGGUGGCACAAUAAUCACCAUGCUUUUGAAUACUCCGCUCGUCAUGGCCUGGAAUGGUGGCAAAUUGAUAUGACUUGGUACGUGGUUAGGUUCCUUCAAGCUCUUGGAUUGGCAACCGAUGUCAAAUUACCAACUGAGCUUCAUAAGCAACGGAUGGCUUUCAACAACUCAACUCUGCUCACAUGAAGAUUGCCUCUGAAACUGUCGCUGCUACACCUUUUACUCUUUACUGAAAUUCAUGUCCAUAUGGUUUAUUAGACUUCAUACUAACUAAUAAAUAUGAGCCCUUUUUGCCCUAUUUUUA
This is a messenger RNA of Vitis vinifera (wine grape), 1375 nucleotides long. Its product is annotated as palmitoyl-monogalactosyldiacylglycerol delta-7 desaturase, chloroplastic. Gene Ontology annotation, biological process: lipid metabolic process. Gene Ontology annotation, cellular component: endoplasmic reticulum membrane. NCBI's taxonomy places the organism in Eukaryota, Viridiplantae, Streptophyta, Magnoliopsida, Vitales, Vitaceae. The record is from RefSeq and is a predicted model, not a curated record. Gene Ontology annotation, molecular function: oxidoreductase activity, acting on paired donors, with oxidation of a pair of donors resulting in the reduction of molecular oxygen to two molecules of water. Bases 109 to 1257 code for a protein of 382 amino acids. The transcript has 5 exons.